This is a messenger RNA of Coffea arabica (coffee), 1500 nucleotides long. NCBI's taxonomy places the organism in Eukaryota, Viridiplantae, Streptophyta, Magnoliopsida, Gentianales, Rubiaceae. The record is from RefSeq and is a predicted model, not a curated record.
AUGCCUGGGAUUGGUAAGACCACAUUAGCCAAUAAAGUUUAUGUUGCUGAUUCAGUUACGUCACAUUUUCAUGUGUGUGGCUGGUGUUAUGUCUCUCAAAUGUAUAGCAUGCGUAGUUUGUUAGUUCAGCUUUUGUGUAGUAUUUCUUCUGAGAGUCCUGAAAAAUAUCAUAAGAAGGAUGAAGAUGAUUUGGCCAAGGAGCUAAAGCAAGUUUUGCUGAGAAAUAGGUAUCUCCUUGUUUUGGACGACUUGUGGGACAUUGAGGCAUGGAAUUUGUUGGUAAAAUCAUUGCCAAAUGAUGCCAAUGGAAGCAGGAUUCUCUUCACCAGCAGAUUUCAGAAUUUGUCUUCAAAAUUCAAACCUGAUACUGAGCCUUACUAUCUCCGCCAACUUACGGACGAAGAGAGUUGGACAUUGCUGCAGAAAAAGCUAUCUGACAAAGGAGGUUGUCCUCCAACAUUAAGUGAAGUUGGAUCUCAAAUAGCAAAAACUUGUAGGGGCUUACCCCUUACAAUUGUCCUUGUUGCUGGAAUUCUUGCUACCACUGCACAAGAUAGCUGGGAAGAAGUUGCAAAAAGUCUUAGUUCUACUGUCCUUGACAAUGAAUAUUGCAUGAAGACGCUUGAGUUGAGUUAUAAUCACUUACCAGAUUAUUUGAAGUCAUGCCUUCUAUACUUUGGUGCAUUUCGAGAAGAUGAGGUCAUUAAUGUCCGCAGGUUGUUAUGGCUUUGGAUCUCUGAAGGAUUCGUGCAAAAGACUGAAGAAAAGAGCUUGGAGGAAGCAGCUUACAACUACUUGAUGGCUCUGAUUAAUAGAAGUUUAGUUAUGGUUACCGACCAAAGAACUACGAGUGGUGCCAAAGCCUGCCAACUUCAUGAUUUGGUACGCGAGUUUUGUGUGGAAAAAGCCAAAGAAGAAAGUUUUCUACGUAUUAUUCAAAGUUGGGAAGACCCUUUUAGUCUUGCUGAACCAAGCAGCCACCACCGAGUUUGUGUUCAAAGUAGCUGGGAAUUGAAGACUUGGGAGUUAGUGAUAAUUUUUCCCAAUUUACGCUGUUUGCUGUUGUUUGGAUAUGAUGCUUUUGACUGUGAAGAGAAGCCUUCGAGGAUUUUGUUACCUAAGCUUCUUAGAGUGUUGGAUUUGGGGGAUUGGGGCUCUGGUGAAUCAUUUCCAAUGGAAGUUUUAUUGCUUGUUCACUUGAGAUACCUGGCUCUCUGUAGAAUAACAUCAAUGCCAUCUGCAAUAGCCAACCUCUCAAGGUUAGUAACUCUCAUCAUAAAACAUCCAGAGAGUAAUAUUGUGCUGCCAAAUACUAUUUGGAACAUUAGGACAUUGAGUUAUCUACGUACUAUAUAUUGGAAAAGAGGUUUUAUUUUUGCAGAUGGAAAUCUUGAAGUAGCCCCAGAUUUAGAUCAUUUGGACACGUUAAACCUUGCAAUUGAUCCCUUGUCUCAAAACUUGCAAAAGUUACUGAAAAAAUUACCAAGCAUCGCAGGCUAA